Drosophila rhopaloa is the source of this 2183-nucleotide messenger RNA. It is a transcript of the gene Mks1, whose product is annotated as Meckel syndrome type 1 protein homolog. The transcript has a single exon. Gene Ontology annotation, cellular component: MKS complex. Gene Ontology annotation, biological process: cilium assembly. The coding region runs from base 85 to 2151 and encodes 688 amino acids. The record is from RefSeq and is a predicted model, not a curated record. Lineage: Eukaryota; Metazoa; Arthropoda; Insecta; Diptera; Drosophilidae.
GAAAACAAAACAUAACGAAAUGCUAGGAGAACAAGGCAGGCCUGGGCAUUAAACAAAAAAGAAAACAAACUAAAGGAGCAAAUAAUGCAGAAGGGAAAGGACAUGAAGCGCACAGGAGUUUAUCGCGUGAGUGGAAACAUUGGGGAUCUGCAGUUGGAACUGAAGCUCCGUCACAUCAGCGAAUGGCUGCCAGUGCCCAAAUUCGAGUACGUGGGAGCCCAGUCCGUGGGCGGACCUGAUAGCCACGACCAUUAUCCCGGAUCGGAGGAGGAGAUCUGGCAGGAUUGCUUUAUUCACGUGCCACAAGGCGAUGAAUCCUAUGGUGGGCCAAAUCGCUUGGGCUACUACUGCAGCUAUUAUAAUUUGGGAAUGGGUAACGCCGGAAAUGCGGGCAAUAUUGAGAGGAGGCGAAGGAGUCCCAUAUCGCAGGAUAAGGAGCAGGAACGGGGAGAGGAGGAUGUGGAGGAUCUGGAGUCCCAGAGCAAUCCCUCGUGGAGCAUCUUCAGCGAAAACAGUCGUCCCGGCGGCGAUCUCUUCUACGCGAGGAACAAGGAGCUCUGCAAUGGUGCCAUUGCCACCCUACGCAUAUCCUGGCAGCAGAAACACUUCAGUCGGGCCGAACUGGAACGCCAUAAGCCCGAUCCCGGAGGCGGUGCCCCAAAGCUCCAGCGGCGCUAUCACAACUGGGCCCUGGAAACAUUGGAGCUGCAGCAGCGAUACCUGCGGAAGAUGGAGGACCUGGAGGAGGAGCACUUGGAGCCCAUUAGAGUGCGUCGCAGGACGCGCAAAUCGAAGCGCAGGACGAGAUCCGGCUCGGCCUUGACCCCCAUGGGCACCGGUUCCAAUGGCCUGUCCUCCGCCACCAUGUCAGAUGUUUCGCUCCUCGACGAUCCCAACUUUGCGGCCAGAACCUGUCUCAUCCACACCCUGGUUGAUGGCGAUGUGGAGGACAUAAUGCCCAGCGAAGCCCGAAAGCUGCAUAAACUGGGCUACCAACUGAUGUACAUCUAUGCCGAUCUGCAGGAGGACACUCUGUUGGUGAGCCUGCGAUACGAUCCCAAACAGGGUCUGCUGUAUGUGUACCCCGACUUCAGUGGCUGUGCCCAGGAUCUGGACUAUGUGGUCCAGAUUGAGCGAGACAACGACUGUCGGCAGUUGUAUGCCUUUGGUUUCGAGAAUGCCACGCCACUGCAGGCCUCCAAAGACGACAGUUUCCUGGAGCAGGAGCUGGACGAACGACUGGAACUGGCUGAAGAUGAUGGGGCCGAAGAGGAUCUGCCCGAAGAAGCCUCUGCCCUGGAGAUUCUGGAGUACUAUCGCAGGCGGAGAGCGGCGGCCAGCGAACGGCGCAAUCUGCUGCAAUUCGAUAUGCCGCCGAAGAGGAUGAGGAGGGUGUCCCUGCUGCUGGAACUGCAGGAGGCUCAGCACUUCGAGAACCCCAACAUCCAUGUGCGGUAUUAUCUUAAGCCGCCGGCGAACACCCUGUGGGAGGCGGCUCCCGGCGGGGAUGAUCCGAUGCAGGGCGCCACGGCCACCUGCAGGAAUGCCGGCGACUGGCGGAUCGCCCGCCUGGGACACUGCUGGCAGGUGACCCUGCUCUGCGAGGAGCAGCACCAGCCCGCCGACCUGCUGCACCUCUACUUCGAGGUGGUCAGCAUCGAUGGUUGGCAGCGGGAGCGGUGCGAGGGCUAUGCCCACUACGCCGUCCCGCUGACAUCCCACAUUGCCCCCUCCUCCACCGACGAUGGUGAUGCCGUGCGGCUGCAGUGCGUCCGACCGCUGGGCAACUGGCUGGAUGGCCUCAAUCGCUACUUCAUCGGCGGUCGACAGCUCUUCGAUUUUGUGGCCUACUUCGAUGUGCAGAAGGAGUCGGAGCUGCAUUCCCGCUUGGAUUUGAGUGGCAGCAGGGCCAUGACCACGACGGGAUCUCUAAUGCUCCGGCUGCAGAAGCUCCAGCAGCGACAGGUCGACCCCUCCAGCCAGCUGCAGUUCCAUCUUGAUCUCGGGAAUGGCAGCGAUGGCGACAGCGAUGAGGAGGUCGGGUCCAGUUCGAAUGCGGACACGGCCAGGGCAACCACUUUGGACGAGGUGAUGGCCGCCUAUGUGGAAGCCAGGGAGCGGAUCGAGUCGCUGCUGGAGGCCAGUGGAUGAGAGACCUAAAUAUCCCCCUCCGUUUAUCCCAC